This is a messenger RNA of Spinacia oleracea (spinach), 983 nucleotides long. Its product is annotated as probable calcium-binding protein CML41. NCBI's taxonomy places the organism in Eukaryota, Viridiplantae, Streptophyta, Magnoliopsida, Caryophyllales, Amaranthaceae. The transcript has 2 exons. Gene Ontology annotation, molecular function: calcium ion binding. The coding region runs from base 107 to 781 and encodes 224 amino acids. The record is from RefSeq and is a predicted model, not a curated record.
UAUAUAUAUAUACAUCAUAUCAACCCAACAUGCCAUAAUGACUCUAAUUGCGUCUUAAGGAAGCUAAUUAAUUAAGCUAGUUAAUUAGAUUGACUUCCAAAUUAAAAUGGGGUCCGAAUGUGUGUCUAGAUCAAGUAGGUGGUUCUCCAACGUAGGACUACGAAUAAGCCUCCACAAAAAGAAGUCGUCCAAGGCCGCCACCGCGACAUCGCCCUGUUCGAGUCCUUCUGGAUCCUCCCCUCGUUCUCCUCUCACCCCGCCCUCGAUCACCCCUCGCCCCCAUAAUUCUUAUCAAGCUGAUCAGCUCGAACAGACUAAAACUCGGCUCGACUCAACUUGUUUGCAGACAAGGACGAGGGAGGAGGAGCUUAAGGAGGUAUUUCGUCAUUUCGACAUGGACAACGAUGGGAAGAUCACGGCCCUCGAGCUUCGAAGGUACUUUAAGUCGAUAGGGGAGGUGAUUUCGAAGGAAGACGCACAAGAGGUUAUCGACGAGCUUGACUCGGACAAGGACGGAAUGCUCGAGUUUAAGGAUUUCGUUAAGCUUAUGGAAACGAAGGACGACGACGAAGGUACAGAUGAAGAUAUGAAGAAAGUGUUUGAGACAUUUGAGCAUGAGAAAGGGUCAGGGAGGAUAACUCCUAGAGGUCUUCAAAGGGCUUUAUAUAAGCUUGGAGAUUCAAAGUCUUUUAAAGAGUGUGCGGCUAUGAUUCAAGUUUAUGAUACGGAUGGUGAUGGUGAGCUUGAUUUUAAUGAGUUUCAUCAAAUGAUGGCUGUUUAAUUAUUGAUUAAACUUUCUUAAUUCUUUUUGGCUUAAUUUGAUGAUAGCUAGUUUCAUCAACGAACUCUGAAAUGAAUGUUUUUGGUAGCUUAAUUAUCGUGCGUAGUAGUAAGUAGUAAGUAGUAAGUAGUGCGUAGUGUAAUCUCUAUUUUUUAAAGUUCGUUAUUCGCGUUUUGAAAUAUAUGUGUUUAAAGUAUGAAAA